CAAAUCCCCGCCAAUCACAAUUCCGGGAGCUGUGAUCAGGACCUAGAACCGUCUUGUUUCUCGACCGGAUCUACCUCGCAACCGGUCACAGGACGCUCAAGAUCUAGCUUCUUUUUCUCUCACAGGAGGAGCGCCAUGCGGUAGCGCUGAGUCGAAUUCUUUCCGUCUGCCCAUCAUGAAUAUCGCACAACCCGUCGGGUCGUCGCUGGAGAGCGUCGAAUUCACUUUCCUCUCGGCCGAUGAGAUUCGUGCAAUUUCCGUCAAGCGCAUCGAGAAUGACAGCACCUUCGACAACCUCCUUAACCCGGUGCCGGGUGGUCUGUAUGACCCGGCCCUCGGGUCCUGGGGUGAUUCUCUAUGCCGAACAUGCAAUCUGAACCAGGCACAGUGUCCCGGCCACCCAGGCCACAUCGAGCUCCCUGUGCCUGUCUAUCAUCCGGUUUUCAUGGACCAAGCCUACCGUUUGCUUCGGGCCCAGUGCGUCUACUGCCACCGAUUCCGGAUGCCGCGCCACGAAAUCCACAGAUACACAUGCCUGUUCCGUCUGCUGCAGGUUGGCCUGCUUCAUGAAGCCCAAAUGGUCGACUCCUUCUCUGCGAGCGAGCUUGGUGAGCAGGUCAAGAAAUUGAGGUUAGCGGAUGUUCCUAGCGUCGAGGAUGACGAAGCCGAGGAGGAGGGCGACAGUUUGCAGGACAGCACCAUGCGCGCCCGGGAAGCGUAUGUGCGGCAGGUGCUGCGGGAGCAUAGACUGAAGAUCAGCAUUGGAGACAUCAGGAAAGGCAAGCAUGAGGGUGCUGCCGAGAUGAGGAGGGCCCUAGUCAAAGAGUUUCUCGCCCAGGUCGUCAAGGAGAAGAGGUGCAGGUCUUGCGAUGGUAUCUCGCCAGUAUACCGGAAAGACCGCUGGGUCAAGAUCUUCGAACGGGACUUGAGUGAGCGCGAGAGGGCCGCAAUGGCGCAAUCAGGAAAGAAGCGAAUCGACGCGUUGGCCCUAACCCAAAAGAAGAAGAAGCACGAAGACUUUGCCGAGGAUGAGGGUAUCGCCGACGUCGAGUCAUCUGGGGAGUCAGCAGGAGAGCAUGAUAGCGAGGGUGAAGGCGAGAAACUGGAUGAGAACGGCGAUGUGAUCAUGACGGAUGCCCCAGCCAAGCCCAAACCGGCCAAGGCCAAGGCCAAGGAGUCCUCAAAACCCGCACAACGGUACCUUAGCACAAUGGAGGUAAAAGGUCGGCUCGAGUUGCUCUUCCAACGGGAGCAAGAGGUACUCUCGUUGCUCUACAACUCAAAACCCCGACCCAGGAAUUCCAAACCCCUCACUGCCGACAUGUUCUUCAUCUCGACACUUCUAGUCCCCCCCAACCGGUAUCGUCCAGAGGCCCGCAUGGGCGACUCUCAAAUUUCCGAGGCUCAGCAAAACAGUCUCUACAAAAUGAUUCUUCGGAGUGCCGCAUCGGUAGCCCAGAUUUCGCGAGAGAUCAGCGGUGAGAGCAAGGAGAGUGCCGCCGGCGAUGGCAGGAGAGCAAGAGAUAUGAGCUCCCUGUACCAAGCGUGGAUGGAGCUUCAGAAUGCCGUGAAUUCUCUGAUGGAUCGGGACAAGAAUCCGGUCCAAGGCGCGGCAGCCAAGCGGAACGAAGAGGGCAUCAAGCAGAAGCUCGAGAAAAAGGAGGGUCUGUUCCGGAAGAAUAUGAUGGGCAAGCGUGUCAACUACGCCGCCAGAAGUGUCAUCUCUCCCGAUCCGAACAUCGAGACUAACGAGAUUGGUGUUCCUCCCGUUUUCGCCAGGAAGCUCACAUAUCCUGAACCGGUGACCAGUCACAACUUCAAGGAUCUUCAACAAGCUGUAAUCAACGGUGUUGACAAAUGGCCCGGUGCCUCGGCUAUCGAAAAUGAAAACGGUCAGAUCGUGAACCUCCGGACAAAGUCUCUCGAAGACCGUGUAUCUCUGGCAAACCAACUCCUGGCUCCAACGGGAAAUAACUUCAGCGGGUUGCGGAACAAGAAGGUUCAUCGACAUUUGACUAAUGGUGACGUGGUUCUGAUGAAUCGGCAACCGACGCUGCACAAGCCCUCGAUCAUGGGUCACCGAGUCCGAGUCUUGCCGGGGGAGAAGACGAUCCGCAUGCAUUACGCAAACUGUAACACCUACAACGCAGACUUCGACGGCGACGAGAUGAACAUGCACUUCCCCCAAAACGAAAUUGCUCGCGCUGAAGCGCUUCAGUUGGCCGAUACUGAUCACCAAUACAUAUCUGGGACGGCGGGAAAUCCUCUCCGCGGUCUUAUCCAGGACCAUUUGUCCGUUUCCGUGGCUCUCUGCAGCAAAGACGCCUUCUUUGAGCGGGAUGCCUACCAGCAACUUAUUUACAGUGCUCUUCGUCCAGAGAGCGGACACAUCACGGGCGAGAGGAUAGAGCUUGUUCCUCCCGCGAUUAUCAAACCCGUGUGUCGCUGGACGGGGAAACAGGUUAUCACCACGAUUCUCAAAAACAUCAGGCCGGCGAACUGCGGCGAUUUGUGGAUGAACGGAUCGUCUAAGAUCAAGGGCCGCAGCUGGGGUGAGGACUCAGAGGAAGGUCAGGUCAUGUUCCGCGACGGCGAGUUCAUCAGUGGCAUCCUGGACAAGUCACAGUUGGGUUCAAGCGACGGCGGCUUUAUUCAUGCCGUGCACGAAGUCUAUGGCCCGUCGAUUGCAGGCAAGUUACUCAGCAGCAUGGGCCGGCUUCUAACUCGGUACCUUGCCAUGAUUGCCUUCACCUGCGGUAUGGACGAUCUCCGCCUGACACCAGAAGGAGAGAGAAACCGAAAGGACACAAUCAAGGCGGCCUCGCAUAUUGGCCUGGCAGUGGCAGCCAAAUAUGUCUCGCUUGAUGAGCAGAAGCCGGGCAAGGAUGAUCCUUUGCUAUUGGAACGUCUAGAAGAAGUGCUCAGGGACGACAAGAAGCAAGAGGGCCUCGAGCUGCUCACGAGUCAGGAGUGCGCUAAGCUCUCAACCGAAAUCACCAGAUUGUGCCUACCUGCCGGCCUCGAGAAGCCUUUCCCGAAGAACCACAUGCAGUCUAUGACCACAUCGGGUGCCAAGGGAACUCCCGUCAACGCCAAUCUUAUCUCCUGCAAUUUGGGCCAGCAGACCCUAGAAGGUCGUCGAGUCCCGGUUAUGGUGAGCGGAAAGACUCUGCCGAGUUUCAAGCCUUUCGACACCGAUGUGAGGGCUGGCGGUUACAUUGUCCAGCGCUUCCUGACGGGUAUCCGACCCCAGGAAUACUAUUUCCAUCACAUGGCUGGCCGUGAAGGUUUAAUUGAUACGGCCGUCAAGACAUCACGUUCUGGUUACCUCCAAAGAUGCCUAAUCAAGGGCAUGGAGGGUCUGAAAGUCGCCUACGAUACGUCUGUACGGGACGCCGAUGGUACGGUAGUGCAGUUUCUGUUCGGAGAAGACGGCAUCGACAUCUCCAAGCAAAAGUAUUUAAAUGACUUUGAGUUUGUUCUCCGCAACCUGGACUCGCAGCUGCCACAGAUUCGCUACUACGAACCAGGGACGCAGGCCCUGUUUGAGCACAAGGACGAGGUCAUAAAGCGGAUGAAGAGCGCCAUCCGCUCCAGUGCCAGCCGCAAUGCCCUGGACCCGGUAUCUUCGGAGUUAAACCCUACCGUCUUCGCCUUCGCGACGUCUGAGAAGUUUUUCAGCAAGUUAACAGACUAUGUCAAGACUAAUAAGGACGGGCUGAUCAAAGAGAAGAAGGGAUCAGAAAACCAGAAGGGUCAGAUUGCCCGCAAAACAGCUGAGAAGAUUCUGGCCGCGAAGUAUAUCCGGUCCCUAGUCGAGCCCGGUGAGGCUGUUGGGAUUGUUGCUGGUCAAUCGGUGGGAGAGCCAUCAACGCAGAUGACCCUUAACACGUUCCAUUUGGCAGGGCACUCUGCGAAGAACGUUACACUCGGUAUUCCUCGACUCCGCGAAAUUCUCAUGACCGCCAGUGCCAAGAUAUCGACGCCUUCGAUGACACUCGUGCUCAACGAGGAGCUUUCGGAGCACGAUGGAGAGCGGUUUGCCAAGUCUAUUAGCGUCCUCCCGCUCGCUCAUGUUACGAAGGAAGCUGUCGUUCAGGAGCGGGUCGGCCGCGGCAUCGGUUUCGCGCUGGCAAAGAUGUUUGAGAUCAGGCUGCGCUUUUUCCCGGCGGAAGAGUACAUGAAGAUGUAUGCUAUUGACAUCGCUGAUGUCCUCAACACCGUGGAGAAGAAGUUUAUUCCCUUGCUCGGCACACUUGUUCGGAAGGAGAUCAAGAAGAAACUCAAGGAAACCAGCGCUGCAACUCCCGAAAUCGGCGUCAAAGCGGGAGUUGUGGAAAUGGCGCCCAGCGACGGGGAGCGUAUCGGGGGUGAAGGUGGUGAUGACGACGACGACGACGACGGAGACGACGACGCCACAAAUGCUAAGCAGAGGGCCAACCGGAGUGAGGCGGUUUCGUACGGCCCGAAUGAUGACGAUGAUGAUGCCAUUCAGAGGCAACUACAGCGCGAGAGCGAGGACAUCGAAGAGGGCGAGGAGAGGCUCAACUUUGUCGACGAGGCAUAUGGCGGAAGCCCAGAGCCCGAGGAUGAUCUGGGAGACAAGACAGACGAGGCUCGGUCCAGCUCGCGCGAAGCACGCAUUAAGAUGCAGAACGAUCAUGUGGCGCGCUUCCGGUGCGACGAAGUCGGCGGCGAGUGGGUCCAAUUCACUGUCGAAUACGACGCGUCGAUCCCCAAGAUCCUCAUGCUCAGCCUGGUGCAGGAGGCGGUAAAGAAGUCGGUCAUCCAGCAGAUCAGCCGGAUUGGGAGUGCGACAUUUGAGGCGGUGAAGAAGGAUGACCCAGUCACGGGGCAGAAGCACAUCACGGCCAUGCUGGUACAUACCAAUGGCGCCAACCUCCGGGCCAUGCAGCAGUACGGCGAUUACAUCAAUCCUAACAAGAUCUCGACCAACGACAUUGCCCAAGUGCUCGAGGUGUACGGCGUCGAAGCUUGCCGGAGCAACAUUGUCUUGGAGCUCAGCAACGUCUUCAGCUCCCACGGCAUCGCGGUGGACUUGCGCCACCUGAACCUGAUUGCCGAUUACAUGACAAGGAACGGCGGCUUUACGCCCUUCAACCGGAUAGGUUUGACUGGCAACGUCAGUCCCUUCACCAAGAUGAGCUAUGAAACGACGGUUGGCUUCCUGAAGGAUGCUGUCCUCGACGGCGACUGGGACAGCCUCGCGACGCCGUCAAGCAGGCUGGUGGUUGGAAAGCUCGGGACGGUCGGCACGGGCUCGUUUGAUGUCCUCACUCGUGUGCCGACCGAGCACAGAGUCAGUGCGUUUUAGGCGGCGGAUAGACACUACUAUGCGCGGGCCGUGGCUACAGCUUUUUUGUUUAUUUUGUGUUGAGCAAUGAGACAGAUUAGAAACGGGGUACAGAAAGAGCGAGGGCACUGCAUGUAAGACAGCUAACACUCAAUUCUGUUGAGCAUGUAGAAUCUUUUGAGCAUGUAAAACUAUCAUCGGGGUAAAUGAGACAGAGUUGUUGGUUCGUGUUUACUGCCUGGC
Canariomyces notabilis is the source of this 5557-nucleotide messenger RNA. RefSeq names its product beta and beta-prime subunits of DNA dependent RNA-polymerase. Gene Ontology annotation, cellular component: RNA polymerase I complex. The coding region runs from base 176 to 5335 and encodes 1719 amino acids. Gene Ontology annotation, molecular function: DNA binding. The record is from RefSeq and is a predicted model, not a curated record. Lineage: Eukaryota; Fungi; Ascomycota; Sordariomycetes; Sordariales; Chaetomiaceae. The transcript is spliced from 7 exons. Gene Ontology annotation, biological process: DNA-templated transcription.